AUGCGACGUGGAAUGAUGUCCGCUGGGAUGUCGCUACGGCAGCAAAGUAGCGUGAUGAUGGUGAUCUCACGGAGAACAGCAGCGCACAGUGGUCGAACUCGCCGGGGUUGGACGGCGGAUGACGCGCGCCACGAGAUCAAAGGUCGAGCGAACAACGACUGGAGCCUGAUGAUGGACGGUGAUGGGAAGGACUCUCAGAAAGAAUAUCCUCCAGGGAUCUGGUCCGGGGGUGAUCUGGGCUCUCCGAUUGGAGGUCCUCCAGUAGGGUCAACUGGGGGCCUCCCGGGUCUGCAACGAUCAGAGCCCGGUCAUGCGUGGGUGUGUGUCCCGACUGCAAUGGAGCAAGGUGUUCUCGAUCAGAGAAUGCGUGGGUGUGUGUCUCGACUGCAAUGGGUGUGUGUCCCGAUCAGAGAACACCAAGCAAUUGACGGUGGCGAGACUCGCCGGGCCUGCUGGUAUGCCGAGGGUGAGGGCUGUGACGGGAACUCGGAAAAACAGAGCAAGUUCGAUGUUGGAACAGCGAGAAAGCGAGAGUUGAGGGUCGCCGGGAAUUUCUCUCCUCUGCUCGAGUGA
This is a messenger RNA of Striga asiatica, 573 nucleotides long. The record is from the annotation of a GenBank genome assembly. NCBI's taxonomy places the organism in Eukaryota, Viridiplantae, Streptophyta, Magnoliopsida, Lamiales, Orobanchaceae.